AUGCGAGGCAUGCCUAGAUCUUCAACACACAAGGGCACUCACUCACCUGGAUCUUCGACACCACCAGCACCGCUCCUACCCGCCCGCCCCAAUCCAAUCAGUAGCUUGGUCCUCGGACUCUUCUUCCAGGGCGGAGAUCAAGGGGCGAACUCAAAACCCUCAUGUUUAGUAAACGUUCUCGACCAUAGUCGUCCGAGAUCAGAGAUCAAAGCACUUUGCUAUUCUAUUCUUUCCGACGAGGUUUUCAGCUCUUUCUCGUCAGUCAUCGUCAUCGUCACCACCGCCGCUGCCAGGGGCUUCAUCCGCACCAUUAUGCGAAAGGCCCAUAUGUACAUACGCAUACGUAUUCUAGGCUUCAACACUAUCUUGGAGUACUGGCGGUCCUGGAAGGCCCGGCCGAUCACCAAGAUCGACAAAGAGCACCUAGCUUAG
Molecule: messenger RNA, 432 nt
Organism: Fusarium odoratissimum NRRL 54006
Lineage: Eukaryota; Fungi; Ascomycota; Sordariomycetes; Hypocreales; Nectriaceae
Exons: 4
Coding region: 1-432 (143 amino acids)
Source: RefSeq, a predicted model, not a curated record